This is a messenger RNA of Onychostoma macrolepis, 2235 nucleotides long. It is a transcript of the gene snrnp25, whose product is annotated as small nuclear ribonucleoprotein 25. Gene Ontology annotation, molecular function: protein binding; zinc ion binding. The transcript is spliced from 10 exons. The record is from RefSeq and is a predicted model, not a curated record. NCBI's taxonomy places the organism in Eukaryota, Metazoa, Chordata, Actinopteri, Cypriniformes, Cyprinidae. Gene Ontology annotation, biological process: mRNA splicing, via spliceosome. The coding region runs from base 266 to 805 and encodes 179 amino acids. Gene Ontology annotation, cellular component: U12-type spliceosomal complex.
CGGAAAUAUAACAUAGAAACGUACGCGGAACUACAAUUUGGUGCAUCACAGAAAUAUUCCGACAGCGUGUUUGUAAAAAAAUGGAUAUAAGGAACGCAACAGAACUGUAGAUGUUACAAUUUUUUUUCAGAAAUAACGUACCAGCUAUGCCAUAAUUUUGUUUAAAUUCAUUAAUGAUUGAAUAAACAUGGAAAGAACCUGACACGUUUAUGUCUCGUAUUUCUGGAUGUAACGUUAGACUUUUUUCGCUUGUUAUCAGUUGAAAAUGGAUGAAUUAAAGGAAGAAAACCUAAAGAAUGUCGACGAGGCUGAGUUUGAGGAGAAAACUGUUGUAGAUGAAAUUAAAGAAGAGCAAGAAGAAGAAGAAGAAGAAGAAGACGAGGAGGCAUUGCCACACUCUGAAUUUCUUGACAUCUUUGAGGAAGGACUGGCUCUGAUGGUCCAGGACCCUUUACUGUGCGAUCUGCCAAUUCAGGUCACGUUGGAGGAGGUGAACUCUCAGGUGGCUUUGGAAUAUGGUCAGGCCAUGACUGUUCGUGUUUGUAAGGCUGAUGGAGAAGUCAUGCCUAUUGUGGUUGUGCAGUCUGCUACGGUUCUAGAUCUCAAGAAAGCCAUUUGCAGAUAUAUGGAGCUAAAACAACAACGAGAGGGAGGUGUCAAGCACAUCGGCUGGAAAUACGUGUGGAGGACAUUUCAUCUGGUCUUCAAUGGAGAAAAAUUAGAAGAUGACAAAAGAAAGCUGAAGGACUACGGGAUCAGGAACAGAGAUGAAGUGACCUUUUUGAAGAAACUGAGAAGGAAAUGAACAAAUGAAGUUCUGUUUAAUGGCUGAAAUUUGUAAAUAAUGAAUAGACAUUUAAAUGAAAUGUUCAUCCAAAAAGUAAAAAAACUCAUCCUCAUGGUAUUCCCUACCAAAUACCGUUCCCUGUAUUUUUUCUGUGGAACAAAAAUGAAAAAAAACAACAACAACAAUUUGAAUUGAAUUUUAAAUUAUGUAAAUGAUGACUAAAUUGUUUAAGGUAAACUUAUCCUGUGAAGACAACACUUGUUGAAGCAAUUAUUCUAACAAGUAACUUAAAUAGAUAUUCUUGGAGUACAUUUUAUAAAGACUCUUUGUUCCUUUUAGUGAGACAGAAACCCAAACUGUCACAUUUGCAAAGAUGCAAAUGUGUGAAAGUCCUCCUUUUCAAAGAUGCCUGGUUAUUAACAUGUAUACAUGGUACAGCCACAAAACAGCUGAUUCACUGGAAGUAAAUGUCUCAUAAAGUGCUUACAAAAAUUAUAUUUGUGUAUUUUAUGUUGCUUUUAUAUUGAUCAAAAUAAUUAAACCUGAACAUGGUGAAAAUUAGUUGUUUUCAAAAGUGCAAUUUAAGUCCCAUUAAUGUUGCUUUUUAAAAUGCUUAAUAUUAUAGUCUCACAGAUUUGUCGCAAAACUGUAAAUAUCUGUAGUUUAAGACCCUUGUCCCUUGUAAACCACACACUUUAAAUAUUACGGACAUGUUCCUCAUACUGUUCCGCUACAGUGUGACCAGCCUCUUAUUUCCUUAUUACUGCAAUGUGAAGAGCGACUGAAGAGACACUGCAGCACACAUGGAGUGGAUGCUUUAUGAAGGUUUGAGGCUUUUGCAGUUUAAGUGAACCGUCAUCUCAAACUUCAACAUGCCUGAUGAACAGCUGACGAACAUUUUUGAGGAGCUGAACCGGCUGUCCUUUCGCAGACAGCAGCUGAUUGACAAACGCAAUAUCUUGGCAAUGCUCAUCCAGUUCAAGCGAAACAAUGGCCAGAAUGAGCAACAGUAUUCCAGAGAGACUAAAGAACUUAAAGAGAUUGAAGAACAGCUUAAAGUUCUCACUGAAAAAAAGCUUGAACUGGGGAAUUUGCAAGAAAGUUUGGGAGGCAAUCAUUUAAUAGACACAACUGUUUCAUCUAUAGACAGUCCGCCGUCUUUUCCAGCUCCGCAGGUGAUUCUGGAUGUUGAUCAACUUCCUCGACACUCAGCUCAGACGCAGUGUCCAUUCUGUCGCCAGUAUAUAACCACAGACGUCACAACCAAAUCUGGCAGUGCGACUUAUAUUGCGUGUCUUAUUUCCAUUCUUUUUUGUUGUAUAGCUGGCUGCUGUGCCAUCCCGUUCUGCAUGGAUAGAUGCAAAGACGUCGUUCACAAGUGUCCAAAAUGUCGGAGUCACAUAAAAACAUGCAAAAAGCUCUGAGGAGUGGAAUUUCUGAAUCCCGUA